Mustela lutreola (European mink) is the source of this 2424-nucleotide messenger RNA. It is a transcript of the gene TSSC4, whose product is annotated as tumor suppressing subtransferable candidate 4. The record is from RefSeq and is a predicted model, not a curated record. Bases 1233 to 2204 code for a protein of 323 amino acids. The transcript has a single exon. NCBI's taxonomy places the organism in Eukaryota, Metazoa, Chordata, Mammalia, Carnivora, Mustelidae.
CGGGGCCUUCCCGGCGGCGCGACUUCGGCGGGCAGGGGCUGGCUGCAGCUCCGGCUUCGCUCGCGGCGUGCUGCGCUCCGGCCCAUGGUCUCUCCCUCCCUGGAACACGUGGGGUGCUCCCGUUCCCUCGGGAGGUGCUCCCUCGCUUGGGGACUCGCGACCCAGAGCACUGGCGGUCUCGUCUGUGUUUGGUCAGCCGCGGGGCACCCGCGGCCGCGCCUGGCCCACCUGCCGGGUCCUUCGUGGGCGCUCCGCAGCGGGUCACCCUGGGCCAGGGCGGCUUGGUGGAUGGAUGGGUGAGGCCUGGCUGUCCCCUGAGCCCGGAAAGACAAGGUGCAAGGUGCCCGCUGGGUCACACUUGGGCACUAAGCGAGAGUUGGUCCCAUUUCUGUGCUCGGCUGGGAGAGGGGAGCUGUGUGCACGGUUGGGGGGAAGUGCCACCGGAGGCUGCUGCAGGGCCUGCCUCUGCCCACCAAGGGUGCCCGGGGUGGCCACUGACACCCCGCUUCGCUGUGGGCCUGACCCUCAGACACCAAGGACUCCACUGUGGACGCCCAUGGAACUUCCGGGGCCUCUCCCAACCAUCAGGAGCCGCCCUCCUUGCCUUGGACCAAGCAGGUGGCCCAGUCUUUGUGCAGUCCUUGGGGCGUGCCACGCGCCCCGCUGAGCCUACCUGCUCCAGGGCGGUGGCAGCGCAGAGCACAGGCUGCUGUUGCCGUGGGCCGAGCCCUGGCUGGCUGCCUCUUGCCACAGCCCCACCCUCCAGCAGGCCCCUAACGGGGCUCCGAGCCUUGACCGGAGCCAUCGUUACAAAGGAUCUGCUCUGGGCCUGGCCUCUGUCUGGGCUUCAUAAACCCAGGACCACCCGUUGGGGUUGUGGCACAUUUCUGCACCUUUGCAAGAGUCUGAUCUGAUGCUCGGUUUCUCCCACCUCAGCCCGCUACAGCUGAGCCGCUGGACGGCGCCGGGACCGAGGCCACCACGCCUUUGCAGCACUUCCAAGCCCACCGGCACUCCAGUGUCCGCACAAACCGCGUCAGACGAGGGAGGUGAGAGGGCUUUCAGGGGACGGGAUCUCCGUCCCUUGAUCUGCAGGACGUAGUUCUUCCUGUGGAUCCCGCCGCCGGCCCAAGGACUGUGGGUCUACAGGAGGGACCUAUCAGGAGUGCCUGCGAGUCUCAGACACGAACUUCUUGGGCGGUCUGGUCUGGGUGUGGUGUGCCCUGGGACACAUGUCUGAGGCAGGGACAGGAGAGCCCCUGGAAGCCCAGCAAGGGACAGAGGUUGGCGCUCUGCCUGCGGACACCGCGUCUCUCAGCGACUCAGACUCUGAUGUCAGCCUGCCUGCUGGUGCUGAGAUGGAAGCUCUGUCCCCGGGGGUGCGACCUGCGGAGGCCCAGGGGGACUCAGACCCUGAUGAGGCCUCUUUGUCUGCGAGGGGCCUCCGCACGGCCGCAGUGCAGCCGUUCCAGCUGAGGGGCAUGAGCUCUACCUUCUCCUGGCGCAGCCGCAACAUCUUUGACUGCCUGGAGGGCACAAGCAGUCAGGUGCUGCCCUCCGUGGAGCAGACUGACGUGGGUGACGACGGGGACUUCCCACGGCCGCCGGCACCCGCAAGCCGACCUCCAGGAGAGGACCCGGGCAGGGCCAGUCAGAGCCCUGCUCCUCCGAAGUUGUCCCCCGUCCCUGACUAUGUGGCCCACCCUGAGCGCUGGACCAAGUACAGCCUGGAAAAUGUGGCGGAGGUCAGCGAGCAGAGCAACCGGGCUGCUGCUCUGGCCUUCCUGGGCUCCCCGAGCCUGGCUGCCCCCAGCGACCGUGUGUCCUCUUUCAACCAGGAUGCCUCCAGCUGCGGGGAGAGAAGAGUCAUCUUCACCAAACCCGCCCGAGCUGGCGAGGCCAGGCCUGAGAGGAAGAGGGCCCUGAAGAAGGCAGGAGGGCCUGGGAACCCGGGCGCCCCAGGGGGCGAGGGCUCCGUGGAGCUGGCCCACCUGGCUGGGCCUGGGAGCCCGGAGGCUGAGGACUGGAACAGCCCCCAUGGGGGCCUUCAGGAAGUGGACGCGCUGCAGGGGGCAGCCCACCCCAGUUCAGCGGCCGGGCCCCCCGUGGUGGAGACCGUUGGCUUCCAUGGCAGCAGGAAGCGGAACAGAGACCAUUUCCGGAACAAGCAGAGCAGCCCUGAGGCCGCAGGCGCCGAGAUCUGAGAAGAGACCGAAGGCAGCUAGGGCCACUGGCCGCUUGGGGUUGGGUGGGGCCUGGGGCUCCAGCCCCUCGGGAAGGGAGCCAGCGGGCCGCCAGGAGGCGGCGGCGACAUCCUGGGCUGGAGCUCCGGGUAGUGGUGUCUGAAGCAGUGCUUGCCGGUGGACGGCAGAAGCCCUGGCCCGCCGAGUCCCUGUGGGGCAGCAGUAAAGGUUUUGGACUUUC